UCCGUAGUCACAUGAGUGGUUUGUUGUGGUUGUGCCUUUUUCCCCCCCUUUCAUUUUACACUAUGUCGUUUCAAUUCUGACUGUGUAAUCGUCUCUAUUUUGUUGUAAUAUUACGAUUCUUCGGAUUCUUUCACUUAUAAAUCUCCCCAUAAGCAAGUCACGCGAGAACGUUUCGGAUUUUUCGGUUAGUCUGGUGACCGGUGAGGCAUGAUUCACCCCGCAGCCUGAGCUAGACACGCAGGGAGGCUGUUGUUAGUUAGAUUUUUUAUUGUUUUUACUUUGAGGGAGUCAGUUUACGGUGGCUGUUUCUGGAGCCGCCGAUUCGUCAUGCUGCGCUGGAUUCUCGGAGGUCGGGAGGCGCAGAACUCGGUGGAGAAAAGCCCCGUGUUGUGCAUCGGAGAGGAACAGCCCAAAAACUGCUUCACUGAGCUGCAGGUGCUGAAAGGACAUUUUGACAUCGUUCGAUUUCUGGUGCAGAUUGAUGACUUCAGGUUUGCUUCGGCGGGGGACGACGGCCUGGUGCUGGUGUGGAACGUCGAGUCAGGAGAGCGGCUACAGGAGCUGAGAGGACACUCCCAGCAGAUCACAGCCAUCAGCGCCUUCUCCUGCGGCGACGGCUUCACGUCGCUCCUCACCGCCUCCUCAGACCGGAGCCUCAGUCUGUGGGAUCCUGACACAGGAAACAGAGUGCAGACCAUUUCAGACCUGCAGUCUUCGGUGAAGUGUUUGCUGGUGCUGGAGCGGCUGUCUGUGUGGCUGUCCGGCGGGCAGGAGUUGUGCGUUUGGGACAAAGACUUCCAGCUGCUCUGUCACAGACAAAAGCACAGCGACACCGGAGUCGCUGCUCUGGUAGAACUGCCGAAGAACUGCGUGGCAGCCGCUGUGGAUAAAGCGAUAGUGAUCUACAGAUUGACCGUGUCAUCAGAUUCGUCUGUGUUGCUGGAUGAGGUCUCGCGUUGUUCUGAUCACCACGACCAGAUCCGAGCUCUCAUCAACGUCAACGACGGGAUGUUUGCCAGCGGCUCCCACUCGGGCGAGUUGAUCCUGUGGGACUCGGCUAACUUUUGGAAUGUGGCCUACGAGCACAUCCUGUGGGAGGAGUCUCACCCCAGCAGCCAGACGGAAAUCAGACUGGCCGCUCCCAAGCCCAGUGAGAUGUCCAUCCAGCACCUGACCUCCAAUGGGAGGCUGAUCCUGGCGGCUGUGGGCAGUGGGCUGUAUGUGUACGACGUUGUGACCAAAGCUGUGGUGGCCUACAGGAAGGCCGCACACGACUCCAAUGUGCUGCACACCAUGCUGCUGUCUGACGGUGAGCUGAUGUCGUGCUCUGAAGACGGCAGCGUGAGGAUGUGGGAGGUCCAAGAUUUACCUUUGGCUGCUGAACCUGCAUCUGCAGGAUUCUUUGGUAUGUGGACUUUUGGACGGUCGAGCAAACAGCCUGGUCCUCAGUCAAAGAAGGUCCUGGAAAUUCCCAACCUGAGGACACUGGAGCUGACCGGAGAUCUGAUUGGACACUCGGGAGCGGUCCAGAUGUUCCUGAGCUUCAGGGAGAAGGGCUUGGUGACGUGCUCGACGGACCACCUGCUGAUUCUGUGGAAGGACGGGGAGAGGCAGUCCCGGCUGCGCAGCCAGGCGCUGUUCCAGAAGCUGGAGGAGAACGGAGGACUCUGAAAACGAAGCCUUUAGUCAGAAGAGAAGGAUGACUAUCGUUGCCUCGCACACCAUAUGACUGCAGACUGACGAUUGCUGUUUACAUUCAUUGGUUGGCUAGUUAUUUUUUUAUUGAGGAAAGUUCAUUAAUUAAAGUGAAUGAAAAUGG
Xiphophorus maculatus (southern platyfish) is the source of this 1819-nucleotide messenger RNA. It is a transcript of the gene wdr41, whose product is annotated as WD repeat domain 41. Gene Ontology annotation, molecular function: protein binding. Bases 328 to 1671 code for a protein of 447 amino acids. The transcript is spliced from 13 exons. The record is from RefSeq and is a predicted model, not a curated record. Lineage: Eukaryota; Metazoa; Chordata; Actinopteri; Cyprinodontiformes; Poeciliidae. Gene Ontology annotation, biological process: regulation of autophagy. Gene Ontology annotation, cellular component: lysosomal membrane.